AUCACUCCACAAUCCACUCACAUUAUGAGUAUUCUGCCACAGUAAAAGAUGACUAUAUAAUCCUUGUACGCGGAGACGGUCGUAAGUCGCUGAUCAUUCAGAAUGAACCCCCUCAUCUUCACCAACGCUUUUGCAUCCGUUCACAUCGGCGUCAAAGAAUGUUUUUGCGGCAAACCGACUAUUGAAGAUCACGAUUUCUACUUCUGUUCUCCUGGAUGUGCUCGCGCAGAUUCCUUGCGCGCUCUAGGCGGUCAAGGUGACUGUCAUUAUCGCAACGUCAUGCAGAGAGCACAUACCGGCUCGGCUGCUCCAGAGCGCGGGCUGUCAAGGCACAAGUCGGCGCACCAGCUUCGCAGUCUUUCAACCUCGAGACAUGUUUCCGUGUCACAGCAUCCUCUACAUCACCCUAAAGCAACGAAGGCCUUGCCCACAAUCGAAGAAGUCACGAGUACUCUUCUCGCUCAACAAGGAAGACAUGAAGGCGGAGACACUUCUGCUCACGGUCCUCGGCGGCCCUUCGAGUCACGGAACGAAUCAGUUGAUGGACAAAGAUCCCCUCUUCCUCAGCGGACCCUCAAGCGCUCGUUGCCGUCUGAAGCAGGGCUUAACAAGAAUAUUCGUAAUUCGAUCGUUGCUCUUUUCCGGAACAAUCAGACUUCCCAGCCUGAUGCGAAGAUUCGAAGAGAGUCGUCGAUAACUGGAGCGAUCUUACAAGAAAUGGAGGAGGAAGACGAGGAAGAGGCUGCUUGGCAGAGACUUCUGAACCGCACGGAGGACAGGUCAAGGCCCCCUACCUUGGUUCACCAUCAAGUCAGACAGACCACUGCUGCUCGGCAAUCACGUAUCAUUCGUCGCUCGGCUUCGUUCGCAGGCUCGAGAAGCCAAAUUGACGACAAGAGAGGAACUGUAAUGGAGGUAGUGUUCCAACUUCGUCAAGCGUGGAACGAAGCAGGAGACUUUAUGCCGGACUUUGAUGAGAGGUCAGACGAUGAGGAUUGUUGAAACCACAUUUUGGAGUGCUCUAGCCAGGUCCAGAUCUGUUGAAGAGAUAGAAUGCUGAAACCCCCGAUGUAUGAUAUGA
Suillus bovinus is the source of this 1081-nucleotide messenger RNA. RefSeq lists its product as uncharacterized. Lineage: Eukaryota; Fungi; Basidiomycota; Agaricomycetes; Boletales; Suillaceae. The coding region runs from base 103 to 1002 and encodes 299 amino acids. The record is from RefSeq and is a predicted model, not a curated record. The transcript is spliced from 2 exons.